CAGAUUUAUCACGUCUUUCUCAAUCCCACACAAUUAUUCUAAGUUGAUGUCAUCGUACAAAAAUUUUGAUUCAAGAGAAGACCGAUUUAAAUCAUUUCAUGGUCUGAGAACAAUAACAAUAAUCUGCGUUAUCCUCUUUCAUUCGUUUCUACCAGUAGCGGUUGGACCCAAAAAUCCUCGUUUUAUUGAAAUGCAAUAUGAAAAUAUUUUUCAUCUUAUCUUCAUAAAUGGAACGAUUCUGGUUCAAACUUUCUUUGUUAUGUCUGGCUGUUUGUUGGCUUAUAAACUUGAGGUGUAUGCUGAAAAACACGAAAUGAGAUGGACGUUGAUCCCAAAAGUGAUAACUGGUUUUUGGAUAAAACUCACGCCUACUUACAUAGUUGUCCUAGGUCUCACUGCGACUUGGUUAAGAUACGCCGGCUCAGGGCCUUUUUGGGAAAUAGCUGUUACUAAAGAGGUUCAGCAUUGUCGCACUAAUGGAUGGGCGAACUUGUUAUAUGUAAAUAAUUAUUUAGACAGCACACUGUGCAUGAUACACACUUGGUAUCUGGGAGCUAAUAUGCAGAUGUACGUGAUCGGAUCUAUAGUGUGCAUUUUGGCAAGAAGUAACAGAAGUAAGAAAAUAUUAUUGAUACUACUUUUUAUACUAGGGAUUGUAACACCGGCGGCACACACGUAUUUUCAAGACCUGGAUGCAAUUUAUAUAAUAACACCAGAGAUCGUCAGAGCGUUUAAAAACGAUGUAACAUUCAAUGAGGUUUACAGAAGAGGCCACACGAAUAUAGUGAACUUUGUUUUGGGUCUAACGUUGGGUAUUUUUAUAUACCGAUUACAAGUUAACCAGGUUGACAUGGUAAAAUUCAAGAAAUAUCGAUUCCUAUUUCUGCUUACGAUACCAGCAGUUUUUGGUUUAUUAUUUAUAGGAAGUGUAUUUUAUAAGGACGAGUUUCAGGCAUCUGCUAUUACAAAAGCCAUAUACGCUGGUUUGAUCAAACCUAUUUUUGGAGUUAUCUGCGCGUUGAUUAUUAUUGGAUGUGUUUUUAAAAUUGACAAUGUAUACCGAAUAAUUUUUGAAUGGGAUGGAUGGAAGAUUCCUUCGAAGUUAUCAUAUAGUGUAUUUCUUCUACAUUUUAUGAUAAUACGAGCGAUGACUGGAAGAUAUACAACAUUGACUACAAUGAAUAACUUGUAUAUGAUAGAAAAAUCUCUAAACUACGUAAUUAUGUCUUAUAUAGCUGCAAUAGCACUUUUUCUAUUGGUUGAAGCACCACUGACAGAGUUUUUGAAAAAUUGCUUGGAAUUUACGAUCUUCAACACAAAAAUUAAAUCAAUACAACCAGAACAAAACAAUGGAAUCUACCUUAACAAAAACGCAGACACAUUCAUCGAUGAAAAAUAAAUUAAGGGAAGAAUUGAUUCUGUAGAUUAGUUUAAAUAAAAUUAGAGAAGAAAAUCUUCACAAGAAGAUGU
Molecule: messenger RNA, 1470 nt
Organism: Vanessa tameamea
Lineage: Eukaryota; Metazoa; Arthropoda; Insecta; Lepidoptera; Nymphalidae
Product: nose resistant to fluoxetine protein 6-like
Exons: 10
Coding region: 47-1399 (450 amino acids)
Molecular function (GO): acyltransferase activity, transferring groups other than amino-acyl groups
Source: RefSeq, a predicted model, not a curated record